This is a messenger RNA of Asterias rubens (European starfish), 6398 nucleotides long. Its product is annotated as titin homolog. NCBI's taxonomy places the organism in Eukaryota, Metazoa, Echinodermata, Asteroidea, Forcipulatida, Asteriidae. The record is from RefSeq and is a predicted model, not a curated record. The coding region runs from base 438 to 4961 and encodes 1507 amino acids. The transcript is spliced from 24 exons.
AUUUUCUAACGGGAGGAACUGUAAGUUGAACGGCUAUUUUGGCUCAAAGUUAAGCUGUAAAUUAUGUCAUUUUCAUUACAUAUUAAGGAAGUAUUUACUUCAGCUUUUUGUAGUGAUCUUUCAGGUGUAAAUUCAAGAGAUAUUCGCAGAAAAAGGGAAAAUUAAGUAACUAUUUGAGUUGUCCGGAAAUGUAAAACUGCGGUAAAAAUGUGGAAGAACUGCAAACGGCCAUAGUCAAUCAAUUACCUACGGUAGGGGUGCUGCACCUGCCUGCGCCAACUGCAAUGCCUGACUGGCGAAUUGUCACAUCACUUGUUCGAGACAGUAUUUUUCUCAGAGACUGUAGUAGAUCAGAAAUUCUCUCUUGCUUCGUGUUCUGAGCUGAGGGGAGUAAGACUCUCACACUCACAGGGACAACACACCCGCCGAUCAUCAUCAUGGCAUCAACAAACGCCGGGUUGUCGUUGCUGGCUCGAGGGAUCGGGGAGGAACGAGUUCGCAGAGGACAUAAAAAGUUGGAAGUUUGUCUUGAACCUGAGGAUUACCACAACAUUGGGGGUCGUAAAUUCUACCUGCCACCGAUUCAACAGAAAGCAUGGCCACAAGAAGAACUAGUGUUUGAUUCUCCGCGAGAGCUUCACACUCACAAGACGUUCACGACAAGAAAAGGUGCCCUUCUACUUUAUUCAGAAGAUCUUGCGAUGACAGCAAAGGAGAAAGUUGAGAGCACCAAAGCGUUGGAAGCAGAAGACUCUAAUUCUCUUAAUACGUUUAAUGAUUUGAGAAGUGCAAUUUUAUCUUAUGGGGCAAAGGAUUCCACAUCGGAACCGGUGUAUCUCGGUUUUGUUCACAACAAACACUCCCACAACUCGCCUCGAACCAUCCGUCCAGGCUUUUCAGCCAAGAGAUACCUAUCAAGCUGGUCAAGGAGCUGGGAUGAUUCAGUUCUGCUGGGAUUGAGAACCAAUGGUCACAUUCUGGACAAGAACCUCUUUCAAGAGAAUGCUCUGUCACCCAAGAUUUUAAGACGCAUCAACGAUGACCUGUCAAGCCUACCAGCUCCAUAUAGAGUCACUAGGAGCAUGCUGAUGGCACCUGGAAGUCCUAUCGUUUAUGAAUUCUACAGGAUUAGGCCAAGAAGUGCUGAUUCAGGGAGGCCCUCAGAAGAUGACUUUGACAACGAUAAAGACCGUACCCCUAUAGCAACUCUCAACGUCCCAGGCUCCAUCGCUGCCGUAGUACGAGACGAUCAAAACAAACCCCGUGCCGUCCCGUACUCAAGCCUAGCACGUGAUGAACAGCAGCAGGUGUUGCAAAGACUGCUACUGCAGAGCGCCAUGCAUGAGCAGUUGAUGAACGACGCGGAUAAAGGUGGCGUGGACAUUGGGAGUACCACCUCAAUGGCUGGUAGCCGGCCUGUAACAGUGGAGCAGUUACGAGAUCUGAAUAUGGUCCAUGCAGUCGCUGCCUUGGUAAACACAAACACAUCAGGGCUGAUGGAUGGACAACAAGCAUUUGAUGACAAGGGUUAUAAAGAUUUAUACAAACGGAAAUUUAAUCAGACGUUUGAGCCAUCACCACCAGCUGUCAGGAAAGGAAUAAACCGCAGUGGCCAUCGGUCAAAGAUCCCGACCAUUCCAACACUACCACCAAUUCUAUCUACAUCGCCCAUACCCCCACAAAUGGAGAAACAUACCCUCCGAGCCGAGACAAAACUCCCUCAGAUUACAAUGGAACCACCCACACCUCAGCAUCCUGUGCUUGGUUCUACACACAGCCGGAAGAGCUCAUCGUGGGGACAGGAUAGUGAAGAUAUGAGGGACUCAUGGCCCUCUGAUGAGACCAAUAUCUGGAAGGCAGACAUUGAUGAAGAUGAACUUCUUAAACAGCAGGAGGCGGAGCAAGAAGACUCGGAUGAAGAGGAGCUUCUUCAAUCGGAAACCAAAACCAAAUCAGCAAAGUCGUCAGAUUCAAACGUCCAUCGGAGGGUGCCAUCCAAGUCCGGGUCUAUCUUAAGUUCAGUCAGCGUCAGCUUGGAGGAUUUGACAGGACCCAUCAUCUCUGGUGGCAAGCAUCCCUCCGGCAGCGAGAAGAGUUACGGAGGAGGGUCUUCGAGCGAGCAUUCCCGUAGCAUCAAGGGUAGCCAUAUCCCCGGUAGCCUGCGUGAAUCCAUGCGCUCAUACAAAGGUAGCAAGAACAGUAACUCGGGAAGCAUUGUGCUAGGUCCAGAUGGUGAAGUCAUGUCAAUAGGGGGCGGUGUUGGUAGCAGUGCUGACGCUGGGUCAUCGGUGGCUGACGCUACAGAAAACUUGCAAGCAUCCAGCAUGGCCCACUCUACCCAUAUGGGGGAGUUGGAAAGUUUGGAUGAGCGUGAUGAGCUGGAAGAUGACGCCCUAUCAGAAGAUUCCGGUCACAUGUCCUCUGAAGAGGUCGAAGUUCACGACCCGACCCCACAGCCAGUCAUGAUACCCACAGCCCAGUUUGGGGCGGAUUUACCCGAGUCUAAGCCACCCAGCUUACCCAGUGUGCCUCUGUCAAGGAUGAACAAGUCACAGAAAUCAGUUGAGGAAUCCUUACCCUCGGGGAAAGAUGUUGAUUUAGGAAGAGGAGAUAUCGACGCUUCCAGAUCCUUCGCCAAUUUCAGUUAUGGGCCCGAAUCGGCCGCGGACGAUGCCCUUAGUCAAGAUGGGAUCGACGAUAACUUGAUAGAACAUGCAGGCAGUGAAGACGUCUUAUCAGAGGCUGAACCUGGUUGGCCUACAGAGUUUGGAGAACAAGAAGUUAAUGAUCUAGAGGUCAAUGAAGGUGAUAUGGAAGGUGAAGAUGGAACUGCAAGAUCCGCAGCACAGAGCAAAAAUGAUGAUGUCGCAUCCCAAAGAGCUCCCUCACAGCUGGAGGAGUUAGAGGACCAUGCGGCUACGGUAGCCGCUCUCGUCUUGGAGAGGCCAAAGUCUGGAAGGGAUCUCGCUGAAGAUGCAGAGUACGCUGCGGAACUAUGGAUGAAGAAACUCGGUGACCUCUUCAACCAAUCCGGUGACCCCGACCGGAUCCGGUCAGCCAUGGUCCGAAGACGUCGCAACUCGCUGGACGCAUCGUCCAUAGCGUCCUCAACUGAUUACGGCCAAUGGACGGGUCCAAGUAUGAAGAAGACCACUAAGACGAAGACCAAGAAGAGAACCUCGAGAAGACAAAGGAGGAUACAGUCGGCUGAAGCUGCUGUCAGCUACUUGAAGAAUCUGAUGAGAAGAGGUGGGGAUGAAAGUGGAGAUGCGGUCUCCGUUCGCUCCGGUAAGUCAGGCCCAUCAGUCAAAACUGCUGGGGCGCGUGGAGACAGCGCCCCCAGUGUCAAAUCAGACAAGUCUGGGACUGUGAAGAGUAACCCUAGUGCUAAGGGGGAUGCUGGAGGGGCGCUGGAGUUUGGUGUGAAGAAUUAUGGAGUUGCAGAUAAGGCAGAGCAGGAGAAGCAAGCACCUGUUGUCCGGCCUGCUGCUGACUCUGAAAAACCACAAGCUCAAAAUACGGAGGAUGAGGAGCUGGCUAAACUCCUAGCAGAGACAGGACUCCUUGAGAAAGACAAAGUUGCUGCAGCAGCGAAGAGUGUUAAGAGUGGCAAAAGCAAUAAGAGUAAUAAGUCCAACAAUGGCAGUAAAGAGGAGAACAAAAAGGAGUUUGUUGUCAAAAAACCACAAGAUGAUAAGGUGGAUCAUCUUUUGUAUAAACCAGUGCCGGAUACAAAAGCAGAUAAGGCAGAGGCAAAAGCUUCUAAAACCAAGAAGGCAAAGAAGACAUCCACCGGGAAGAAACCCGCCGCUCCCAAGAAGGGCAAGAAGAAACCCAAAGAUGGAGAAGUCAAAGAGGAAGUUAAAGCACCUCCCAAGGAGGAGCCUCCCCAGGCCGAGUCGACAACAACAAAACCUGAAGAAGAGAAAGAUGUGGACUUCCAUCUCAAGCAUGUGCAGCUUCCCCAGACGCCGGAGAUUGCUGAAGACUUUGACGAGGAGGAUGAGGAGCCAAUUGAAGAAGAGAAACCUGAGUCUCCGGAGUUCAUCAUCAUCCAUGAUGAGUUUUCGGAUUCUGGAGAAGAGGAGCCCGAUCCUAUACCGCCCUCUGUUGCUCAGACGGAUAUUACGGUGGACUCGGAGAUCAUGUCUGUUUACACUGAGGAUUCCUCAAGUCAAGGUCCAAGUAGCGUCUCACGAUCCCAGGCAAAGGCUGCAAAGCGUGCUGCCGAGGCCGAGAAACGCAAACAGGCCGUGGAGAGGAAACGGAAAGAGAGGGAAGACGCCAAGAGGAAGCAGCAAGAGGAGCUGGAGAGGCAGGAGAAGAUGAAGAGAGACUGGGAAGAGGAGAAAAGAAGGAAAGAAGAGGGUGUGAGGAUGAAGAGAGAACAGGAAAUCUUGGAGAGGCAGAAACGAGAGCAGGAAGCUGAGGAGAGGAAGAGACAACAAGCCCUCAACGCAGAGAGAGAGAAGAAGAGAAUGGAAGAGUAUAAGAGGAAGAUGGAGGAGGUUGCAAGGCACAAAAGAGAAGAGGAUGAACGAAGGAAAGAGGAGAACUUGAGGAAGCAAAAGGAAGAAGACGAAAAACGAAAAGCCGAAGAGGCCAUGUUGUCUGCCAUGCAUGAAGAAGAACGUCUUGAGUAUGAGCGCAAGAAACGAGAGGAGGAGCUCAUCAAGAUGCGUCUCGAAGAGGAGGAACGCCUCAAACGGGAAAUCCUGGCAAGGCUGGCCCAGGAAGAAGCGGAGAGGUUUGCUCUUGAGCUCGCAAGGAGACAAAAGGAGAUGGAGGCCAGGCUGAUGUUCAACAAGACGUUGCAUUCUGAGAAUAAUAUUCUGUCCCAUUCUCAAGAGAUGACCCCGGCCUUCACUUGGUCAUACUUUGAGCUCCUUGAGUACCUUGGAAUCGCCCUACCAGAACAUUUAAAGCAGCAGUAUAAAUCUGAUGCUGCUUCAGGCUUAUGAUGAAACAAGGUAAAACAAAUCCCUAGGAGAUUAUCCUUUGUAUAAUUGAAGAUCCUUGCUUUAAGCUCAAGUGACUUGAUGGAUCGUACGUGAUGAAAUAACAUCUGCAAAGAUGAUUUAUUUUCAUUAGAUUUAAGACAAGAUUUGUUGGUUUAUUUUCCAUAAUGAAAGAAGGGUUUAAUGGCUAUAGCCUAGCAGUCUGUUACUAUUUACUCUUUGAAGAAUCAGCACUUUAAUUGUAUUUGCAAAGGGUUUGAUGACCAGAGUUUGCACAGUGUGCUCUCAAGUCCAUUUCUGUCGGCAUCAAGUAGAUGACGCUUCUCCGCUAGAAAUAUCUAAGUAGUUUUUACAGGCACACACAGACUGUAUUUUCUUUCGGAACAUGAUAGAAUUUUAUCUGUCUGUAGCCGCGUUUGUCACGUACCCUGUGUGCAACUGCAACAAUGAAUACAAUUCUAAACAUAGGAUGUGACUCUUGUCCUUUUUCUGCCUUGGUUCGGCAACAUUUCCUUGCACGGUGGGAAUACAAGAUGGCCGCUCCAUGAUGGAUAUCCUUUAAUAAUGAAAAUAUUAGAGGUGUUUAAGACUUGAAGUCUGGCUUUAAAAAAAAAGUACACAAAAACAUCUCUGAAGAACUUGCUAAAAUUGUCCACAUGAUAAAAUUCGACCUUGGGUGGUCAUAAUAUCUUAUUGUGCAUUGACGUGCUUCUAAGACCUCUUAAAAGGAUGCGUUACUUGUUUGGAUUCACAAUGCAUUAAAUAUUGACUAAAAUUAAUGGACUGCUAUUUUGAGAUUUGAACUUUUCAUCUGAAAUUGUAAAGAAUGGAAUUUGUCAUCACCAUAUUUAGUAAUAAUAAUAUAAUAUAAUGUUGCAGUCUUAUAUAGGGCUCGUUUCUACCAAACAAGGUACUCAAGGCGCUGAGUAUAUACAAACUUUAAUACUUGUAAACAAUCGGUAUGGGUGGUAUUUCAAUCAAUGAAAUGAGUCUUCACUUCUGUCUUCAAGGUUAGUCGUAAAGGUCAUUGCUCUAAAAUAUUAAUAAUUAUUGCCGAUAAAUUUACCAUGAUGAAAACAAUUUUGAAAAAAGCUAUGAGACAUUCCCCUGGAUGGUUACUGAAAAAAAGGAAAAAAAAAAAAAAGAUUUAAAAUCUGGUCGGUUCGAUAUUUAACUAUGCAUGAACAUACAUUUUGAGAUAUUUUUACCCCAAAUUGUUUAAGAUCCUCAAAGUUUGCAGCUUUGGUUUGUUUCUUGUGACUUUAAACAGGGAUGAGAUAUUUUAGACUUCUUGUCUGAAUUCAGACUUUUUAAGUCGGCCUAGUGAAGAAAAUCAGCAGUAAUUUGUAACAGAAAUCCUGCUUUUUGAUCUACUUCUUCAGCGAUUUGGUAUACUGUUCCUAAAAGCUCUGUGAAAUCUUAAAGGGACACGUUGCCUUG